Molecule: messenger RNA, 569 nt
Organism: Halteromyces radiatus
Lineage: Eukaryota; Fungi; Mucoromycota; Mucoromycetes; Mucorales; Cunninghamellaceae
Product: Butirosin biosynthesis, BtrG-like protein
Exons: 4
Coding region: 32-505 (157 amino acids)
Source: RefSeq, a predicted model, not a curated record
UUUUUUUUUUUCGUUGGAGAUAUCUCGUUUCAUGACAGAAGCUUGUUAUUUUUAUGGUACUUUGAUGGCAGAAGAAGUCAUUGGUGACGUCCUUUGUGGCAGAAAGGCUGAUGCGGUUAUCAAGAAAAACAAACUCAACACGUUACAACUCGAGCCAGCUGUGCUGAAGGGAUAUCGACGUUAUGCUGUGAAACACGCUACUUAUCCUGGAAUAUUGGCAUCUGAAAAUAAGAAUGAUCAAGUUCAAGGGAUACUCUGCAAAGGACUCAGUUUGAAGGAUGUGGAUGCUUUGGAUAACUAUGAAGGUGACGAAUAUCAACGAUAUACUACAACAGUAAUGUUAUCUGAAAAACUGGAUAAAGAAGAACCUGAUGAUAAGAAGCAAGUAUCAUGUCAAGUUUAUGUUUGGAUAGCAGAUAAGAGACAACUGGAAGAUCAUGAUUGGGAUUAUGAAUAUUGGCGACGGCACUAUCUUCCUUCCUAUAGUAGUAGUAAAGACUUUUAGGGUUAUAUUAUAGUUUUAUUUUCAUUUUUUUAUGUCGACAAUAAAUAGGGUAUUUUAUAUGAAA